This is a messenger RNA of Plasmopara halstedii, 1983 nucleotides long. RefSeq lists its product as uncharacterized. The record is from RefSeq and is a predicted model, not a curated record. Gene Ontology annotation, cellular component: cilium; ciliary basal body. Gene Ontology annotation, molecular function: microtubule binding. The transcript is spliced from 4 exons. NCBI's taxonomy places the organism in Eukaryota, Oomycota, Peronosporomycetes, Peronosporales, Peronosporaceae. The coding region runs from base 1 to 1983 and encodes 660 amino acids.
AUGCAUACAACGCCAAUUCCAAUCGAUGAAAGUUGCUCUGAUGAAAAAGCUGAAGUAGUUCCGUACCGUAUUCUUUCCCAAGCUUUGCUGGUUGCUGUAAGCCACAUGGACCCCACGUUGGCUUUCGACAUGAUGCUGGUGAACGAACAUCUUCAAAGUCAAGAUGCGGCCAAUGUGCUGCUUAAACAGGAGGUGGCAUCUCUUAAGCAUCAAUUGACCAAACAGACCCAGGAACAGAGCGAUAUGUUUCAGUAUUUUAAGAAUCAAUUUGACAAAAACAUGACUCGAAUUGCUGAGCUUGAAGUGGCGCUGGCUGAAGCACAAGAACAAAUGGGAACGUUUGAAACAACAGCUCGAGCAAUGCAGGAAAAAACAGAACAAGAGCACUUUGCCGAGUCUCACGAAGCUCAAAAGGAGAUUGUCGCUCUGAAAGAAAAUUUACAACAUGUGCAAGAAUUUGCACAGGCAAAGUUUGAGUUAGAGACCCAUACUCGCGCUUUAGAGAACAAGCUCGACGCUCAACGUGUAGCUUUUCACAUUCAAAUACAAAGUAUAGAACGGGCUAAUUCACUUGAGAAAGCUCGUAGCAAACAAGAGCUUUCAAGUCCAAUAAGUGUUGCUAAGCAAGAAAUCACGGAACACACGAAUGAUCAGGUGGUAUGCACUACACAUCGUAGUUUACUCGAAAUUGAGCAUCUUACUCAAGAGCUAGCAUUCCAAAGUCAAGAAACGGAGAAAGUGCUUGCUCGACUUGAUGAAGCGCAACAGCAGGUGACAAAGCUACGAAUUGAGAAAAGAGUGUUGGAGGCCAAUGAGGCUCGAAUGGCAAAGAAACAUUUUUACUACCAGAAAAUUCUCGCGAAAUUACAGCAGUCGAAUUCACCAGAGUGGAAUCCCAUCAUAAAGUUAGAAACGGGGAUCAAACCUUUUGAAACGAAUGUGACGCUUGUCCAUUCGGAAAAUUCAAGCUUAGCAAGAAGUAGAGAGGACAAAACGAAUGUUGAGCUUGAACAGAAGCUGGAACGUGCACUUGGAUGGCUUCGUGUCUUUCAAAGCGAGCGGCAAUAUGUAUUGGCGCAACAGGACGAAGUUGUUGAAUUUCUCUAUCGCUUGUUAGAUGAAGUUACCGAGAUCCGAGGUGGAAAUACUAGUCCACAGUUUAAACUAAUACAGGACAAAAACAUUUCUGUGAACUUUGAAGCGAAUAAACGUGUUGAAGAACUAAUUCAGCUCGCACCAAGUAUUACGACAAUGGAAGCUUUCGGACGCAAUGUUUUGAUCACUCGUCCAGCAUUAGAUGAAUUGUCAUCAGAAGAUUUUUACGAGGUUUUGUUGUUUAUACUCGAGAAAAUUCGACUCUUUCAAGCCCAAAUUGCGACGGUAUAUCUCAGGUCUUCUGAUACGACGAGUCUGAAAGAUUCUAGUCCUAUGAAACCAACCUUGGAACGUCAGCUUGGAAUUACGCUCCCCCCGAUUUCAACUUUUGCAAAUGCAGGUCGAAGUCCGAACCAGAAACGACGGGUUGUGGCUGCAAAUGUUGAUGCUGAUCAAUCGGCAAAGUAUAAGUCAGCCAAGUUCACUACAAAAGCGGACAUACAUAUACAAGCUCCAAUAAGCCCUCAAUUGUUUGCGAUGGCAACGAAUCAGUUUCAUUAUGCUAGUCGAAAACUUGUGGAGAAGAGUGCAAUGAAAAGACAGUUCCAGCAGGUCCACCCAGAGGAUGGUGUAGCAUCACCAACAGAGAAAAGUCAAAGCCAGAUACAUCCUGUGAUCCCUUGGAAGCAAAAUGAAGUGUUGCAACCUGGAAGCAAGUUUUCGAGCGGCAGUGCAGAAUCCUACGUGCAGCUUAAAUCUUCUACAAAAUUUGAUUCAUUAACGUGUAACAUGCAAAAACAAGACGAGAUGAGUAAACACGUUACUUUGUCGAAUUUGAUAGUAUACCAUAAGCGUAAGAGGAUCCAAGCACCGUCAGAGUAUCAAUAA